Molecule: messenger RNA, 6725 nt
Organism: Linum trigynum
Lineage: Eukaryota; Viridiplantae; Streptophyta; Magnoliopsida; Malpighiales; Linaceae
Source: the annotation of a GenBank genome assembly
GAGUAAUACUGCUACAAGAAACACAUGAUAUUUGAUUAUCCUUAAACUCCAAACAUGUCAUUCAAAUCCUUGUGAUUUUCUUAAACAUCUCACCAAUUUAUGAGUGAUUUUAUCAUAUUUUAGGAGUAAUAUAUUAAAUGGAACGGGUCUAAUGGGUCGACCCACUAACCUACCCAACCCAGCCAAAAAAAUCACGGGUUAUCGGGUUUGGGUCAUUCGGAUUUCGGGUUACAAAAAUUCAUAGUUUUCGGGCGGUUUCGGGUCGGGUCAACGAGUCGGGUUGUAAUUUGCCAGGUCUAUCCAAUCCGACACACCCCUAGCUAUAACCCUUAAAAAAAUAGGACGGAUAUGAUCAUACCCAAAUACAUGUUUUCCGACUCCUGUUACCCACUCCUAUAUAUAUAGUGAUAGUUUAUUUCGUGGAUGCUUCCUUUUGCUAAGUGAAGCAGUGGGCAGAGUGAGCAGGCAGACACUAUUAAAAACAGAGCAAUGAAAGGUACCAGUUUGUAGUAAUGGAGGAAAUUGCUGCUGGGUUGGUGUUGCUGCCACGUAAUUUGGACGUGUACUACAUCCCGACAAACAGAGUAGAUGGAAUCAUUUUGGCUUCCUUUUAAACACCCAAUUUCCCAUCCUCUGCAGCUCGAGCGAAAGCCUCCUCGGCUUCGUCUUCUUCUCAUCCCAACCAACUACUCAGAGAAAGAAUCUCCACCUCCGUACACUCUGCCAGUUAAGUAAUAGUUUCUCGGGUGGGUUUCUGAUCUUAUCUCUGGAGAGCAAUCAUACCAAACACAUUAUUAUUGUUAAUCCAAAGCAAAGAACGGACAAAAAAGAGAAAGGAGAAGACAAUAAUCAAUAAAUAAGGGGAAGGAAGAAGAAGCUCCCUCCCUUUUUUUUCCCGUGCCACUCGUUGUGCCAUUUCUCGUUUACAAAAGCUUGUCAAAGACCCAAAGUUCCUGUCUUGGUUUUUCUCUUCCUCUCACCCUCUACUCCAAUUGCAACCUCCCUCUUCAAUUUGUAGGGAUUUUCCCAUUCUUAUACAGAGCAAUGGCUGCACAACCAACUGAGUAUGUCUCGGCAGGUGAAGCAGAGGACGCUGCCGCAACAGCAAGUAAAACCAAAAUGGUGCAUGACCUUCUCCAAGGUAUUCAUCUCGUUGCUUCGAUGGAGGCUAUUGCUCUUGGUGCUCAGGCAGGAAUCCACCCUUGGAUUGUUUAUGACAUCAUCUCCCAUGCCGCCGGUAACUCAUGGGUUUUCGAGAAUCAUAUGCCCCAGCUGCUGAAAUCCGAUAUCAAGGCUGAUUUUGUUAGCACUUUGCUGCAGGAUUUGAGGGCUGCGUUGGACAUGGCCAAGUCACUCGCAUUCCCUCUUCCACUUUUGGCUGUUGCUCAUAGACAGCUCAUUCUUGCAUCCUCACAUUGUCUUCAAGUUGGGAAUGAUGUAGCCGCCCCAUUGGUUGAGGCUUGGGAGAAACUCUUGAGACUAAAUAUUCAAGAUGCAGCUAAUGCUGAACUGUACAGCCCUGAGCAGUUGGCUCUGCAAGUUGCCACCAAAUCUGCUGCUGUGAAGCGUGUUGGCUUCAUUGGCCUUGGAGCAAUGGGUUUUGGGAUGGCAACUCACCUGCUGAAGUCAAAUUUCUGUGUCCUUGGAUUCGAUGUUUAUAAGCCCACUCUAGCAAGAUUUGUUGAUGCUGGAGGUUUAAUUGGCGCAUCUCCUGCAGAUGUAUCUAAAGAUGUUGAUGUGCUUGUAGUCAUGGUUGCAAAUGAAGCUCAGGCUGAUAGUGUUCUGUAUGGAGAGUUUGGUGCUGUUAAAGUCCUUCCUGCGGGAGCAGCUGUCAUCCUUUCUUCCACAGUAUCUCCUGCUUUUGUAAUCCAACUGGAACAGCGGUUGAUAAAUGAGGGCAAGAAAUUGAAGUUUGUGGAUGCUCCUGUUUCUGGUGGCGUUAAGAGAGCUGCUGAUGGAACACUUACGAUUAUGGCUUCUGGUACCCCUGAAGCUCUUGAAUGUGCUGGUUCUGUUCUCUCAGCUAUGAGUGAGAAGCUUUAUGUCAUUAAAGGUGGCUGUGGCGCUGGAAGUGGCAUAAAAAUGGUUAAUCAGUUGCUUGCUGGAGUUCAUAUAGCUUCAGCAGCUGAAGCAAUGGCUUUUGGAGCUCGACUAGGACUGCAUACAAGGAAACUAUUUCAAUCCAUAGCAAAUAGCGGAGCUACAUCUUGGAUGUUUGAGAAUCGGGUCCCACACAUGUUGGACAAUGAUUAUACCCCAUAUUCUGCACUUGACAUUUUUGUGAAGGAUUUGGGAAUUGUUUGUAACGAAUGUUCAUCCAGAAAUCUUCCACUUCAUAUUGCAACAGUGGCAAACCAGCUCUUCCUGGCAGGUUCUGCUGCUGGUUGGGGUCGGCAAGAUGAUGCUGGAGUUGUAAGGGUUUAUGAAACGCUCACAGGAGUAAAAGUUGAAGGAAAGCUUCCAAUUCUUGAGAAAGAUGUUGUGCUGCUAUCUCUUCCACAUGAAUGGCCCUUGGAUCCUAUUGAUGAUAUACAUAGACUCAACCAGAGCAAUCUGAAAACCUUGGUAGUUCUAGAUGAUGAUCCGACUGGUACCCAAACUGUUCACGAUAUUGAAGUGUUAACUGAAUGGAGCACCGAGGCACUUGUUGAUCAGUUUAGGAAAAAGCCGUCCUGCUUUUUCAUUUUAACCAACUCUAGAGCUUUGAGUUCUGACAAGGCUAGCUCAUUGGUAAAAGAUGUGUGUACCAACCUAAGUAUUGCAGCUAGAGGAGUUGAAAAUGUUGAUUAUACGGUAGUCUUGAGAGGAGAUUCAACUUUACGCGGUCAUUUCCCAGAGGAAGCAGAUGCAGCUGUCUCAGUGAUUGGCGAGGUUGAUGCUUGGAUCAUCUGUCCAUUUUUCCUUCAAGGAGGCCGCUAUACUAUCAAUGAUAUACACUAUGUUGCUGAUUCUAAUAGGCUUGUUCCUGCUGGGGAUACAGAGUUUGCUAAGGAUGCUGCUUUUGGAUAUAAAUCUUCAAACCUUUGUGAGUGGGUUGAAGAAAAGACUAAGGGAAGAAUUCCAGCCCGGGAUGUCACCUCUGUAUCUAUCGAACUAUUGAGGAAGGGUGGACCUGAUGCUGUAUGUGAACUUCUUUGUGGUCUGCCUAAGGAAUCCACAUGUAUAGUUAAUGCAGCAAGUGAAAGGGACGUGGCUGUGUUCUCAUGUGGAAUGAUCCAGGCAGAGUUGAAGGGCAAAACUUUUUUGUGCCGCACUGCUGCAAGUUUUGUUUCAUCUUGUAUUGGUAUCAUUCCGAAAGCUCCAAUGCUUCCAAAAGAUCUUGGAAUUAACAAACAAAUGGAAGGGGCACUCAUUGUUGUAGGGUCGUAUGUACCGAAGACAACAAAACAGGUUGAAGAACUUAAAUUGCAAUGUGGCCAUAUGUUAAAGUGCAUUGAGGUAUCUGUUGAUAAAUUAGCCCUAAAGUCUGCGGAAGAGAGAGAAGAGGAAAUAAAUAGAGCAGCUGAGAUGGCAAACCAUUUCCUGGGAGCUUCCAAGGACACUUUAAUAAUGACCAGUCGAGAACUUAUAACAGGAAAAACUCCUUCUGAGAGUUUGGAAAUCAAUUUCAGAGUGAGUUCUGCUUUAGUGGAAAUAGUGAAGCAGAUAUCUGUGAGUCCUCGAUACAUUCUUGCAAAGGGUGGAAUCACCUCAUCAGAUCUUGCUACGAAGGCUCUAGGAGCAAAGCGUGCCAAAAUAGUUGGACAAGCCUUGGCUGGUGUUCCCUUAUGGCAGCUUGGUCCAGAAAGUAGACAUCCUGGUGUUCCAUACAUUGUUUUUCCUGGUAAUGUUGGCGAUAGUAAAGCAGUUGCAGAUGUGGUGAAAUCUUGGGCUCUUCCAGCUGCCAAAAUCUCGUCGACAAAAGAGAUCCUUCUUAAUGCAGAGGAAGGUGGAUACGCCGUUGGGGCGUUCAAUGUGUACAAUAUGGAAGGAGCUCAGGCUGUUGUUGCUGCAGCAGAGGAGGAAAAUAGUCCUGCUAUCUUACAGAUUCAUCCCAGUGCGUUGAAACAAGGAGGGAAGCCACUAGUGGCUUGUUGCAUUGCUGCUACUAAAAACGCUAAGGUUCCUAUCACUGUUCACUUUGAUCAUGGAACUUUGAAGCAAGAGUUGAUGGAAGCAUUGGAUACGGGAUUUGAUUCAGUGAUGGUAGACGGUUCACAUCUAUCGUUCAAAGAUAACAUUUCGUACACGAAGUACAUAUCAGUGCUGGCUCACUCCAAGAACAAGGACAUCCUGGUGGAGGCUGAACUCGGAAGGUUAUCUGGUACAGAAGACGACUUGACCGUGGAAGACUAUGAAGCAAGAUUCACCGAUGUAAAUCAGGCAGAAGAGUUCAUGGAGGAGACAGGAAUAGAUGCACUGGCCGUCUGCAUUGGAAAUGUGCAUGGGAAGUACCCUCCAACCGGACCGAAUCUCAAACUUGACUUGCUCAAGGAUUUACAUGCCUUGAGCUCGAAGAAAGGUGUGUUCCUUGUGCUGCACGGAGCUUCUGGAUUGUCCCCGCAGCUCAUCAAGGCUUGUAUAGAACGGGGUGUAAGGAAGUUCAACGUUAAUACGGAGGUGCGGAAAGCUUACAUGGACUCCCUGAGCAGCCCGAGGAAAGACCUGGUUCACGUCAUGGCCGCUUCAGUGGAUGCCAUGAAAGUGGUGGUUGCAGAGAAGAUGCGCCUGUUUGGCUCUACCGGGAAAGCCCAUCCAUGAACCAUGAAUGAUGCUUUUUCUUCUUACCAAUUGUCGCCCUGCUUUCUUUCCCUCGUUGUUCAUGUUGUUGUAACUUGUAUAUUUUUCUUGUGAUGAUGAUAUCAGCAGUGAUAGUUAAUACACGGAAUCUGAUAUCAAAUAUUCCAAUUGGUCGCCAGUUUUGAAUUACCUUCGAAUGAUGAUCCUUUCCCAUAAAUAAAACCACAAAGAGGAAGAAGCUACUUAUUUCUCUAAUGUAUAUAUCUAUGUAACUUUCGUUCAUGCUGUCAUGUUAGCAUUUUUAUCGAUCACUUUGGUUAAUAAUUUGAAGUCGUCCAUGUUUUUGGUGGAAUUUGUAAUCAAAGCACUAUGAUUCGACCCUUGUCAAAAAAAAAAAAAAAAGCACUAUGAUUCGACAAAACAGAAAACGAUAUUACUCUGUUCAUAUAUUUUCUACUUACCUUUACCUUUGUUCUUAUCAAGAUUCCUUUGAGAGCUAUGCAACUACAAACUAUGACUACAAAGUAGCCAUGUUGAAGGUCUCUAGUGUAAUUGCUAUCACUACAGUUCUAGAGAGAAAAAAAAAAAAAAUUGGUGGAUAUUAUUGUUGUGGUUUGAUUUGUCUAUCUUUUUUUCAUAAACUUGUUUCAAGUUUUGUUGUGCACAAUUCUCCAAUUGCUCUCUUUCUCUUCCCGAAAACUAGCUACUUAUAGCUUAGCUACUUAUAGCAAUUAACAACCACGACGUUCACUUCAAGUAUCCGCUGUGAGUCGGUUAUUACUUUCGGUAACAAUCCCUGACACGUCACCAUGCCAUUCAACAAACAUCCACUACGUACCAUGGAUGGUUGAUUGGAUAGUACCACACAUCUAACAACAUGGAUGAUAUCCAUAUUGAAUGGCAACAUAACUCUUGGUAACCAUACUAAUGGAUGAUCAUCAUAACAUAACAUGAAUAUUACCAUCAUUUGGUACUCGGGAUGAUAUCCAUGAUACGGAAUGACAUCAUUUAUUUACGAUUGCAUGGUAUCGAUGAUGUUGGAUGACACCAUCGAUUUAGAGUUUGAAUGAUGUUCAUGGUGAUGAAAGAAUGGUAGCAUGGACGACCAACUUUUUACAUAAGGGCGACGUCGAUUAAUUAUUCUUAUUAUAUGUGCAAAUAACUCAUGUGAUAAUUAAUGAGAUUUAUUUUGGCGUAAACAAAUGCUCCACAACUUACGGAUGUUUUGGUUUUGGUGAUAGUUAUAUUUAGGGUUUAAGAUUUCUAUAUGGCCCCAACUUUUCCCUUCUUUAACAUCCUGGCCAGUCACUAAUUAAUAUCGUGGUCAAAACUAUCACCAACAAUUACUCAUUUGCCCAAAACCGAGUGUUGACCAUCUAUAGCACCGCCUAGGCGCAAUUAGGCGCGAUAAAUUGGAGCUAGGUGGUCUGGUGACUAAAGAUAAAAAUAAAUAAUUGUUUUAAAAUAUCCCAAAGCAGCGCCAUCGUUAUGUUCGAUUAGUUCCUCCCAACGACCCGUGACCCGUCCUACACUUGCCUCAUUCCUCGAUUGGAAUAUAAAAAAUAGGUCAACAGAGAUCUCUGAAUUGCAACGACUUUUUCCCUGCCCCGAAAUUCGACGUCUGCUGCUAGAGUGCUUCUCUUCUCCAACUUUGGUUGACUCGAUUCUCCGUCCUAUUAUUCACCAUUGUCGACCGCUAAAUAAUCAAAAUAAUGUCGCCAUAUGUACUACUUCAGUUCCUCUCAUGUUUGUAUCUAAUUUCGGUUGUUCCAGCCUUCAUUCAUACUCUUUACCAUCCCAAUAUGUAAAAUUGUUAUGAUCGCUUAAUACGCCUAGGCGCUAGGCAUGAUCCCAAUGCCUGUAUAUGGCAUUCUUGAACCUUGGUAUUUUCAAAAUUUGUCUAUUAUGAUCACAAAGUGAGAAAUUAUGUCUAAAUCAAAUAAUUCGUGCAAUUUCUUUUAGCUAACAAACGAUUUGAUAAUUGAUACUAAAUAACUAGGGUUAAU